Molecule: messenger RNA, 6061 nt
Organism: Branchiostoma floridae (Florida lancelet)
Lineage: Eukaryota; Metazoa; Chordata; Leptocardii; Amphioxiformes; Branchiostomatidae
Product: eukaryotic translation initiation factor 5B-like
Exons: 25
Coding region: 352-3735 (1127 amino acids)
Molecular function (GO): GTP binding; GTPase activity; translation initiation factor activity
Source: RefSeq, a predicted model, not a curated record
UUGCAUAACAUAUUAGGUCGUGAUAAAUUCUAACAUUUCAGCAAGUAGUCUGCAUAGAAUUUUAUAUACCUGCAUAAAUUUACCUACUUUUCGAAAAUCAUAUGCCUGAAUUUACUUAAGGCGUUAUAUUUACCCAUUAAACGUGAUAGUUACGUCGCAACAGUGGGCCAAUCACAGCACGGUUAACAAAGUCCUACCACAUGUGGAUGUCGCAACAUAUGUGCGAGUUACGGACGAUCACAUUUUGCCACAAAAACUGGCAUAUUGUGCAAUUUCAAAGGACGUUUUCCCGUCAGAUCUUUUACUGCCUCCUUGUUUGUACAAUAUAAAUUGUGUACAUGUUGAGAAGAGAUGGGAAAGAAGAAAGGGAAGAAGACCCAAGACCAGGACAUCGAUGUUGGCGAGGACGGCCCAGGUGCAGGGGCUGCAGAUAACAUCGAUGACCUGGUGGCAGAGAUCGAGGGAUCCGGACCGAAGGCCGCUGGUGGCAAGAAGUCCAAGAAGAAGGGAAAGAAAAAGGAUGAUGACUGGGAGGAUGACUUGUUAGAAGAGAUGGAAGCCCUCUCCAUGGGUGUAGAAGGGACCGGCAAACCAGCAGACAAACCCAAAGAACCACAGGAAGAAACACAGGAGGAGAAAUCUUCAGAAACAACAGUGCCUAAUGGAACAGUACCACAGGCUACAGACACACCUGAGGGGGACAAGGAAGAAGCAAAAGAAACAACUGAAAAGGACACAGAGGAAGCUGAGGAUACAGGUCCCACUGUAAAAACAGCAGCCCAGAAAAAAGCAGAAAAGAAGGAAAGAGAAAAGAAAAAGAAGGAGGAACAAAAGAAGAAAGAAAGAGCCAAAAAGGAAGCAGCUGCUCAGAAGGCUGGAGGAAAGAAGGAAGAAGAGACUGAGAAAACAGAAGAAGGAAAAGAUGAGGACAAGGCUGAGACUUCCAUUCCAGAGGAGGGUGCUGCUAAGGAGGAAGAAGGAGCAGAGGGAGAGGGUGCAGAUGAAGGCACUGACAAGAAAAAGAAGAAGAAAAAGAAGAAGGGAGAAAAAGAGGAAAAGGAGGAGAAAAGAAAAGGUCCCAGCAAGGCCAUGGUAAAGGCCAUGCAAGAGGCCCUGAGAAUAAAACAGGAGGAGGAAGAGAGGCUAAAGAGGGAGGAAGAGGAACGGAUCCGCAAGCUGGAGGAAGCAGAGGAAGCUCGUAGAGAACAGGAAAGAUUAGAGAAAGAAAAAAGGGAAAAGAAGAAACAGAAGGAAAAAGAACGUAAGGAACGUCUCAAGAAAGAAGGCAAACUCCUGACAGCGGCACAGAAACAGCAGCGUAAACGUGCUGAGGAGAUGUUGGAGGCUAUGAGGGCGCAAGGCUUUGAUGUUCCCAGUAAGGAUGAAAUCCAGAAGAAACCAGUCAGAUACGGUUCCAAGGGCAAGAACAAGAAGAAGGAGAAAGCUGCAGUGGAAAAUCAGGAACCCACAGUUCCAACAGAGGAGGCAAAAGAACAAGAAGAAGUAAAGGAUACAGCAGAGGUAACAGCAGAAGGGGAGGCAGUACAACAGGAGGAAGAGCAGGCAGCAGAGGGGGAGGAGGAGGAGGAGGAAGAAGAAGAGCUGGAUACCUGGGAGGAGAUGCUUAGUGAUGAUGAAGCAAAGAAAGAGGAAAAAGCAGCAGAGAAGGAACAGAAAGAAGCAUCAGAAAAAGCACCUGAUACCAAGGAAGCAGCACCUACAGUUGAAAAGGAGAAGCAAGUGUCCAGACAGGAAAGUAAGGAGACUGAGGAAGAUGAAGAGGAAGAAGAGGAGGAGGAGGAUGAGGAUGAUGAAGAAGAAGAAUCAGAGUCAGAAUCAGAGUCAGAAAGUGAAGAAGACCUCUGGGAAGCCUCUUUAAGUCCCAGAGAAGUAGCAAUGGCCAGAAUAGCGAAAAGAAAAGAGCAAGCAGAGAAGAAGAAGACCACUGACAACUUGCGUUCUCCUGUAGUGGUGGUACUGGGACAUGUCGACACAGGGAAAACUAAGAUCUUAGACAAGAUCAGACACACCCAUGUGCAGGAUGGGGAGGCAGGGGGGAUCACACAGCAGAUAGGAGCCACCAUGGUGCCUGUGGAGGCUAUCAGGGAACAGGCCAAGAUGGUCAGGAAGUUCUCAGAUUUCAACAUCAAGCUCCCUGGACUGUUGAUCAUCGACACACCUGGCCACGAGUCCUUUAGUAACCUGAGGUCCCGAGGUUCAUCCCUGUGUGACAUCGCUAUCCUGGUGGUGGACAUCAUGCACGGACUGGAACCACAGACUAUAGAGUCUCUCAACCUACUGAAGGCCAGGAAGACUCCUUUUGUUAUAGCUUUGAACAAGAUUGACCGUCUGUACGAGUGGAAGCCCAGCCCAAACACAGACGUUCGUGACACAAUAAAGAAACAGAAGAGAAACACUAAGGAUGAGUUUGAUGAGAGGGUGAAAGUUGCUGUUACAGAGUUUGCAGAACAGAGUAUGAAUGUGGCACUGUUCUAUGAGAACAAAGACCCCAAAACCUUUGUGUCCAUGGUGCCCACGUCGGCACACUCAGGAGAUGGAAUGGGCAACCUGAUGGGCCUGAUCGUGGAGCUGUCCCAGACUCUCCUGGCCAAGAGACUGGCCUUCAGUGAGAGCCUACAGUGCACAACACUAGAGGUGAAACAGAUCACAGGUCUGGGUACAACAAUAGACGUGAUCCUGGUGAAUGGAAGGUUACAUGAGGGGGAGACAAUCGUUGUUGCAGGACAGGAGGGCCCUAUUGUCACCCAGGUCAGAAGUCUGCUCAUGCCACAGCCACUCAAGGAGCUCAGAGUCAAGAAUAAGUAUGAGACCCACAAGGAGAUUAUUGGUGCCCAGGGAGUGAAAGUUCUGGCUAAAGACUUGGACCGGGCCUUGGCAGGGACUCCACUGCUGGUGGCUUACAAGGAAGAUGAAGUGGACAUCUGUAAGGAAGAGGUAGCCCGUAUCCUGAAGCAGACCCUGGAGACCAUCCGUGUACAGGAGAGGGGCGUGUACGUGCAGGCCUCCACUCUCGGGUCACUGGAAGCACUUCUGGAGUUCCUCAAGACUUCAAAAAUUCCAUUUGCAGGAAUCAACAUUGGACCAGUCCACAAGAAGGAUGUGAUGAAGGCCUCCAUUAUGUUGGAGCAUGACAGUCAAUAUGCAGUGAUUCUAGCGUUUGAUGUGCGUGUGGAGCGGGAUGCACAGGAGCUGGCUGACAGCCUUGGGAUCCGCAUCUUCACCGCAGACAUCAUCUACCACCUGUUCGACAGCUUCAUGAAGUACAGGGACGACAUGAAGAAACAGAAACAGGAAGAAUUGCGGCAUGUAGCCAUUUUCCCGUGCAAGCUGCGUAUCCUGCCAAACUGUGUCUUUAACUCCAGGGACCCCAUAGUUGUAGGUGUAAAUGUUGAAGCUGGUGUCGUUAGACAAGGUAGUCUCAUCUGUGUCAAGAAAGACGACAAGGUCCUUGACCUGGGCGUGGUGACCAGUCUGGAGGUGAACCAUAAGCAGGUAGACAUGGCCAGGAAAGGCUCCGAAGUCUGUGUCAAAAUAGAGAACCCUCCAGGAGAAACUCCCAAACUGUUCGGCAGACACUUUGAUGAAAAAGAUAUUCUUCUUAGCAAGAUAAGUAGAGAAGGCAUCGAUGCCAUCAAGGACUGGUUCCGAGAGGACAUGACCAAGACGGACUGGCAGCUGAUGAUCGAGCUGAAGAAAGUGUUCCAGAUCAUGUAGCCUGCCUCGUCACGUCACCCCUCCUCUGCUGCUCAGGAUGGCACAUGUACAGUCACAGGGUGAACUGGCAUCUAAAGUAAUAUGUGGGAUUGAAGGACAGAGAACAGUGGGAAGCAAAGAAUCCAUUCAUCUUACACAGGCAGUUCCUUCUGAGUGUGUGUGCAGAGAUGGAUGAGUUCUUUCACUUCAAACUAAGGAACAAUACUGGCAACAGUGAGAUUUGGUGAGGCCUAGGGAAAAAAUGUUGUGUUUCAUGUUUCCCUACCUACCCUAGAAAAACCUGUCGACCCUAGACUUUUUUUUUUAGGUGAGCAAUGGAGUCUCAUAGCUUCCAGUUAGAAUUUUUAUUUCGCUUGCUUCUUUUCAAGGUUAACAACUGCUUGUCCUAUCUAAUGAAGGAUAAAUGUGCAAAUGUUUCAACAUGUUUGUAAUCAUUAAUCACUAAUUAAAGUUUGACAUUGAAAAUAUAAGUGUCCUCAUGCAUUUCAGUUUUACUUCUUUUGGCCAAAGUCUUAAGAAAAAGAACUUAAAAGCAAAAAAAGAUAAUCCCUACCUACCAACCCUAUUUUUUUUCAUGACUAAAACAAGAAACAAAACAAAUUGUUUAUUUCCUAUGCCAGAGGAGGCAUUAUGGCCAUAUCAGUGGCUGUAUCUACACACUCUUGUUAAAACAAUAGAUCUGAUUGUAAAUUGUCAGCAUUGGUGUAUUUGCCACUUACAUGUAUGUUACAUUUUACUUUUGUUUGUGAUAGAUAGGGGAAACAAUUGACUUGAUAUUAUUUGCUACAUGUCGUGUAAUCAUAACCUUCUCAAUGCUUGAAAAGUUUGAGAUGGAAAUUCCCCCCUCACUGUAAAACAAAAGGUCUGAAAUUUGAAAUGUCUUACAGUUUCAAUCACCAAUCUUGGUGGUGAGGACCAAAUGUGCCACAACUGAUAGUCACAGUAAGGGUCUUUAUAAAGGCAGGCAUCAUUAUCAUUAUCUCACAGUAGUUCAGAAGGAAGUUAUGAAAAUCAUAUUGCAAUUGCUGCAGAAAGAUGCAAAAUCAAUAUUACAAACUUUUGCGACAUGAUUUGUUUGUCUGCUAUCCUUUUUUUCUCAGGCAAUUUCAUUCCAAGAUGCUCAAAACAUGCCUGAUAUUGCCUACACACUUUCUACUGUCAUUUCAUGCAUCCAAAAAGUUUUGCUGCACUGCAGUGGAAAGAAAAUGAAUGGAUGCCACUUUGGAAGCUAGAGUUUGUCAUAGCUGAAAAGAGUAGAGUAGCUUAAUCCUCUGAGUUUCUGAGAGGUCUGAUUGUUCUGGUUGUGUGGUAGGUUUGAGCCUGUAAAAUGUAUCUGACAACCACAAAUCCAUGGUGUAUUUUCAACCUUGUGGUUAGCUUUCCUAUUGUCCAUUGAAGAAAGGCCUUUGCAGUAAUUUUCCCAUUCUUGAAUAGGAGAAAAAAGGCCCAAGGUUAUAUUAUAGAUAGUGCAGCCCCCAAAGUGCCAAUGGUUGGUGUGUGUGGAAGCUCUUUUCAUUAAAAUAAAAUCUAAAGUACAUAGUUAAAGAAAAAUCUAGAAUAUCUCAUUCUGUCAGCUUGUAGCUUUGCUUUUCUCAUGUAGCAUGUAGAGGUGAAAAAAGGCACCUCUGCCAUUGAGUGUUCAAUGGCAAAUCCUCUUACGAAUCUCCCUCACUAUAAGUGUACAGUGCUUGUGGAUAUGCCUCAACAGAGAGCUGUGUCUCAUUGUGACUUAAUGUCAGGGGUCAGACCUCUCUCAGUGUACAUGUAUACCAUUAUGUACAGGCUUGCAGCUACAUUACUGUUGAGUAAGAGGCUUACAGUGUUAGUGGAUGUAAUCUUUAAUCUCUGCUGCAAAAGGGCUACCUUGUUGUUUGGGGGGUACCAACAUUACACAGUCAGUUUUGCUACAUCAUUUCUAAUGAAAUUUUGACACAAAUCCAUUGAACACAAACUUUACAGAAAUCCAUUGAACACAAACUUUACCCCUUUCAAAGCUUUGUUUAUCAGGUUUUGGGGAGGCUUGUUUGUUAAAGGAUCCAUAAAACUGAUCAUGAAACCAAAUGUAUGUGAUGAUAAAGGUGUGAAAGUAAAGAUACUGUCUACAUGUAUGUACCUUUCACCCUGACAUUUAUGUUCUCAAUAAUUCACUUCACUGCGCUUAGCUGUUUAAUUGUCUAUGGUACAACUCAGUUACCACUGUUCCAUAUGGCUGACCAAACAGCAUGUAUAAACAUGUGAAUACAUACCCAUGCUGCGCUGCUGUAUAGCAUGGUCUGGUCACGUGUAUGCUUAAUGAAUUAUAGGCAACAAUAAACACUAAAAAAGA